Molecule: messenger RNA, 864 nt
Organism: Peronospora belbahrii
Lineage: Eukaryota; Oomycota; Peronosporomycetes; Peronosporales; Peronosporaceae
Source: the annotation of a GenBank genome assembly
AUGAGAUCGGUAGAAAACGACAUUGACAAGUUUACGGAAAGACACAAACGUAAACGUGCUGAGAUUAGUCAGUCUCGUCGUCGCGAGCAGUGCCGGGCUAAUCAAGCUCGAUACAGAGACAAGCAGAGGAAUGCACAGAUGACGCUGGAAAAGAGUGUUGAGCAAUUGCACCAAGAGUUGGACGUUUUGAAAUGUAAAUAUCGAGACCUGUCGUCUCACGGGAGGAGUAACCAGAGUCCAUGGUCAAUCGCCGCAGAGUUUUUCCAACUAGUCGAGACCAGCUUCCGCUCGCCAUGGAUCAUGUCCAGCACUCACGAGAUGGAAAAAUACACGGAGACUCGGCAGCUUGUGACUAUUCUGGAGCGAGCUUUUGCAAAAGACGUGGCUCUGGGCGAGCUACGAAGAGCUGACGCUUUGAUGGAGCAGUUACGGUUGUAUUCGCAUUACUUUGGAGAACCUGACCUGCAGCUCCAACGAAUCGAGUCGAUGGCUCCUCACGUUACUGCUGCUCACGGGAUACUCAGCGUGACGGUGACGGAGAUCACAUUGCAGCACGUGUUUUCUCAUGUAAAGAAGCCAGCAAGUGGAGACCAAACAGAAGUUAGUCCCAGACAGUUGUACCAGCGCCUGUUGGGUCAGCGUCUCGAGUGCAGCUGUUUGGUGAUAUUUCUAUUCAACAAAGCAAGCGAUCACGUAGUGCGUUUGGUGGCUACCAUCGACUUGAUUCCGGCUUUGCUUCGUGUAUUAGGGAAUCUACGGGAUGUGUCAAAAGUUUUUGAGCAUGCUCAGGUUUCAUUGGAGAGCGUGAUUGGCAGGUUUGAUCCUGUUCGCGAUAGUCACAGCAAUGGCAAGUUUACGUCGUGA